Messenger RNA from Ornithodoros turicata, 1120 nucleotides. It is a transcript of the gene slmo, whose product is annotated as PRELI domain containing protein 3B-like. The transcript has 6 exons. Gene Ontology annotation, molecular function: phosphatidic acid transfer activity. NCBI's taxonomy places the organism in Eukaryota, Metazoa, Arthropoda, Arachnida, Ixodida, Argasidae. Gene Ontology annotation, biological process: phospholipid transport. Gene Ontology annotation, cellular component: mitochondrial intermembrane space. The record is from RefSeq and is a predicted model, not a curated record. Bases 181 to 843 code for a protein of 220 amino acids.
CUUUCUCUCUCUUUCGACGGACCCGACGGACCACACCGUGGGUGAAGCCUGCUCGCCGUUAGCUUAAAAAAAGAAAAGAAACCGAAGUGCUUCGAAUUACUAGUUUCUGUGGAUAUUUAGGUGUUCUGACCGCUCAGCACUUCGUACAGCCUUUAUAAACCUUACAUUCAAGUAGAAAACAUGAAAAUCUGGACAUCGGAGCACACAUUCAAUCACCCAUGGGAGACAGUUGCACAGGCAGCAUGGCGUAAAUACCCCAAUCCCAUGAACCCAGCUGUGGUCGGGAUAGAUGUGGUGGACCGCCAGGUUACCGGCAGUGGAGUCCUCAAGAGCCACCGUCUCAUUAGUACACGAUGGGGACUGCCAGGAUGGGCACAAAAGAUCCUAGGAGCAGACCGCACCUGCUACGCAAGUGAGCAUUCUGUGGUGGACCCGUCCCAACGCACCAUGACUCUGCUUUCCAGAAACCUCACUUUCUGCAACGAAGUGUCCGUAGUGGAAAAGCUUACCUACACGCAACACCCUCAAGAUAAAGAACGCACUCUGCUAAAGCAAGAAGCCAUGAUCACAAUACGUGGUGUUCCUCUGAGCAGCUACCUGGAGAAUUUCCUGGCCAAUGCCAUUUCAUGUAAUGCUGGCAAAGGACGACAAGCAAUGGAAUGGGUAAUUGGAGUUAUAAACCAAGAGGUCCAGGAGCUCACUACAAAGACUGUAAAGAGUGUAGAUGAAAUUACACACACAGCACGAAGAAGCGUGGGAGACAUCACUUCUGCAGCAAAGAAGGGCAUGGAUGACCUGACACACUUAGCAUCGCCAGAACCACACUACCAUUUUAAAAAAUAAUUUCCCUUAGGCAGUCUAGGCACUUAACUAAUUUGCUGACCGUCAUAGGUUUAUUCAAAUGGACUGAUGUGCUUGCAGUUCUUGUCUGAACUUGGGUCAGAAAUGCAGUAUAAUAACAUGCACUUGAGUGACAGUAUACUUCAUGGUGAUAUGUGCCUCAUGGUAACGGUAUGCCUCUCUUGAUUGACAUUGGUUGUAUAAGGUGGCGUAUUGCCCUGUUCAGGCUUAUUCUGUGAAACAAAGCGUUACUGAAAUGCGUCAUUCAGCGAUUGUGAGA